Molecule: messenger RNA, 4953 nt
Organism: Xenopus tropicalis (tropical clawed frog)
Lineage: Eukaryota; Metazoa; Chordata; Amphibia; Anura; Pipidae
Exons: 9
Coding region: 137-478 (113 amino acids)
Source: RefSeq, a predicted model, not a curated record
GGUUGAGACACAAAUUGUGGCAAAAUGCAGGGUUAGAAAAUGUCAGUAUAACUAUUUCCAUGUAAUGCAGCCUGGGGGGAUUAACCAACCAAUAAAUACCCAACUGAGCCCUUAGCCCCCCUGUGUAUAAAGCUGCAUGGGUUCCAUAGGGGGAAACUGCUAUUUCCUCUCAUACAAUAAUGAUUUCUUUUCUUUCUUGUUUCUCUCAACAGAUAAAAAGCUAAAAGAAAAAUUGAAAUCAAAAGAAAAAACAAUAGACAGCAUACAAGGACUGCUACAAAGAAAGGAAGAAGAACAAGAAUUGCGUGAAUUUAUAGCAGAAAUUCGUGAUGUAAUAGCAGGAGGAGAAGAGGCACAAGCUGAAAUGAAAAAAGAACUAGGUAAUCUGGAAGAACAGAACAGUGGAACUGCGAAUGAAGAAGACACCCUAUUUCUCGAUAAACAAUCGGAUGAAGAGGCAAAGGGGGGAGUGGUCUAAUUUACAAAGCAUUGAGCUUCAGGCUCCAUAUUACUGAUCAGUUAAAGAACUCACUCGGGUUUUUGCCAUUUGUUAUACAGAACUUUCCCACUUGAUGGGUCUUAAAUCUGUGGCCCUAAAUGAUGUUCCCAUGAAACAGAAUUUCACACACAGGGUCCGACUUCAUCCCUUUCACAUCAGCCCCGUAUAUAAUCUCCCUGAUGCACGGCUGGUUAGCAACGAGCAGGAAUGCUGCAGGGCACAGGGGUUCCUAAGUAGCCAUGCAACUCUUACCUUUAUUGAUUUCUAAUCAGCCAUGUAGCAUCAGGAUUCCAUAUCUGAUAGGUAUAAAAGGGAUGAGGUGCCCCCCCUUUAGUGCCCCAAUAUAUUAUGGGGCUAUAGGUCAGUGGUCCCCCCACCAUCUGUUUUAUUGUUUGUUUGUUAUGUUUUUUCAUGUAAUAAUUGUAAUACAUUUGAUAAAAUAGAAGUCAUUGUGCCUGCGGGGCGGCUCCACACAUUAAAGGAUCCAUGCACUCAUAGCAGCCAUGACAGAUCCCAGUAGCAUGCUGGGUAAAGUAUAAAGAAUUAUGGGAAAAAUGGUCAAGCUGCUCUAAACCAGCAGUUCAGCCCCACCCUGCCUGCUCACUGUGAGAGAGGAAUUUAUAUUCCUGACUUAAUGUGAACAAUGGAAAUUGGUGCUAAUAAUUUAUUUUAAUCUAAUGAAGGAAAUUCAAAUGACAUUUCAAACUCAACUUCAUUUUAUGUUGUUUUUGUUGCACCAUAGCAACCAAUUAGGAGCCUGUGUGCCUGACUUGGAAAUAAGUCUCAACAAAAUAUAUUUAUUAGCAGUAUUCAAUGUAGUCUCACCUCAUGCUUCUGGUUGCCAGGGUCACUGACCCUAUCAACAAGACAUGCUGAUAUAGUAUUAUAGGGAACGCUCCCGUGGCCUUUGUUAAUAACUGUAGAUACUGCAUUUUCAAUGUAUUCAGGAAACCCAUUUACUGAUAUUGCCCUUUUUGGGGGAUGAGUGUAAAGUAAUAAACCAGCGCUCUCGGCGCUGAACUUCAACCCUCUCCUCUCAGCGAUUGGCUCGGCCCAGACUGUCCUGUGAAUGCACUUAUUUUUUUGAAGCCAAAUUUAGGCCAAAGUGCCAAUUAGCUGUCAGGGGAGAAUAAAUCCAAGCAUUUUCUAUCUAUAUAGGCACCCAAGGGUCACCCCUCCAGCUGCCGCCCUAGGCACAGCCCCCGGGUGCACUUUAUAGGUCUCUGUGUUAUUCAGGUUGUAUUAAAAUGUGCAAUGCCUUAAUGUGAGAUGAUGGGGCUGUAAUACCCCUCAUUGUGAAUUUUACAGUCUUAUAGCCGUAUUAACCCCAUAUAGCUGUUACUAACCUCUCCAUGUAUAGUUACAUGUAAUAUCUAUGUAAAUAGGGCAGUGACAAUGUAGCCCGUGGGGUUAUGGGGUCUCACUGUAAGUCUGUGAUACAUAUAAUCAUGUUUUGUGUUACUUUCUUUAUAUGAUUUAUAUAAUAAGAGCCAGAGGUUCUCACUUUCAUUCCUUGCAGAGCUCAUUAAGUGAAGGUUCCUUUGGCUACAGACGGUUCUAUACAGACAUAAGCAGCGCCAGUUCAUACCCCUGUCCCAUAAUAGAUAUAGGGAUAUACCUGCCGGCCAUAGAGGGAUCCUGCCAUUACUGGGUAUAGUUUGUGUGUAUAUAACAGUAUAAGACAUCUAUGUGCGCAGUUAGUAUCUGUAAUUCACUUCCCAGUGAGACUGUAACUAAUGGGCUAAUUGGCACUUUCUGUGCUUUGUUCAAGGAAUAAAAGUGAAAUCUUUCUUCUAACAGUCGUGUUGGACUGACAGUCAGAGAGGGGAGUUACUCGGUGCAUUGUGGUCAAUAUGCAAUUUCAGUAUUUACACUUAAAAAAACAACUUUUUCAACUUGCUUUAUGGCAUAAAUGUAGGGUUGCCCCCUGUCCAGUUUUUACCCAGAAAGCCUGGUUUUCGGAAGGGUUGCCCAGGUCAAAACCUCAUGGUUUUCUAAAUUAGGAAAACCGUGUUGGACUCACUGAGAUUGACGUGGUGAUCAGCCAAUUGCCAAUCACCAUGUUAUAGCCCUGCCCAGUGACGUCACUGCCCCGGCUUGUACCCACCUUGUGACAAAAAAAGCCAUCAGAGGGGGCAACCCCCCAUACCUGGCACUGCUUAUGGGGCUAUUAGUCCCCCAGGCAAUGGAACAGGUGGAGUUGCUAAGUGCCAUUACCCUGGGUAAGUGGGUCAUAGAAAUAAUGGGCACUUAAUAUCCACCUAGAACAUCUGCCCUGCAGCCCAGCAAUGUGUAUUUGUUACAAGCCUCCUUGAUCGUUUAGAGUAACCCGGUAACCACUAGAGCCGCGCUCUCACUGCCUCCAGCGCUUGGGUUUUUGUUUGCUUAUUGUGUUUUUUUUUACCUUUCUCUUAAUAAGUCAUUCAUUUUAUACAAAACUAGGAGGUUACUAUACCUGUGGGCCGGCCCCUAUACAAACCAACGUUCUACCAACAAUAUGAUCCCUAUGCCAGGAACAGACAUGGCAGAUCCCAACAGCCUUCUCAGUAUGGCAGACUAGAUUAUGGGGGCAAUAGAUGCAGAUGGAAGAUACAGACAAAGAAUGUCUAAAGAGAAAAUAGUCAUAGACAAUAAAUAGGAAAAUCUCACAUUGGCCUUUCUCUAAUUUGCCUCAGAGGUGGCAAAACCUGUCCUUACCCUGAAAGUUCAAGUUUAACUUCCCCUUUAACCAUCAGUGUUUAGUCUUUAUUGCUUCUAGAACAUUCAAUAUAGUCAAUUAUGUUAUAGAACAUUUAGUAAUGCUCUCAGUUGAUAUUGCUUACUAUGUACUUGAUUACUGUAUAUUCCAUUUAUUGUGGACAAUUCCUUUAGUGAUAUUGUUUUCCUUUUAUAAGAUGUUAUGGCGGGGAAAGACAUUCAUAUCUAUGUGCAAAGUUACCAUCUGCUAUUAAUCGCUCAGGGAAACUGUAAUCAUAGAUAUAUUGUGCAUUUCUGUGUGUUUUUAUGGAAUAAAAGUGAUGGGAGAGACCAUGGGUAGGAUCUCAGCCAUAGGAGCCUCCCCCUGGGCUUAUUCAUGUGUUUGAUGCCCAGCAAUGCCCAUUAGCAGCUCAGCAGCCCCUUAACUAUCAUUGCCCAGCAAGCUCCUCCCACAUUGUUCCUCAAUGAGCCCCCAGGGGGCACAGCUGGGCACAUUUGGACACUUUCUUAUGGUGUUUAACCUAUGGCUGAUACACAUGUAACGUGGGGCAAACAAAGUACAGAUUGCCAGUGAAGGACCAUCCUCAGAACCUUCCAUUGGGUCCAACUGGACCCCACUGACCUUGGGGAUUGUUGCCAUUUUGUAUCCCUUGAACACCACAAGCCCCGCCUCAUUUCCAACCCAUGGUUCUUGCACAGAACUUUCACAUUGUUGACUGUUUGUGUAUAGAUUUGUGUAUAGGAACACGGGAUUCGUUAUUCUAUUUUUGUUUUUGCCAAAGGAAAUUUGUCUGAAGCCUGAUUUUAUAUUUGCUGUGAUAUGUUAUAUAAUAUUAUAUGUAAAGCUAAAAUGUAGUUACAGGGUGUUGGACUGCGCCCCCUAGGGGAACCAGAGAACCUGACAUUGAGGGGCCCCUCUCCCAAUAAGAUGUACCCACUGCUGAAUGUAAUAGGUGCCAUAUAGACCUAUGGGGAAAAUAAGCAAGGCCUGAUGGGUAUUAUCCUUGCAGGGGGCCCUCCGGCAGUUCCCUGGUACUCUCUCCGGCAGGCCAGUCCCACCCUGGGUGCUGUUGCUGUUACACUGUUGCUAUGCGAUGCUGAUGUAGUAAUGUAGACAUGAUGAUGAUAUAGAAGGAACCAUAACAACCCUUUGGGGAGGGUUAUGGUGUAUUUGCAAAGCACUUAUAUUUAUCUGCUUCAUAAAGCCAUAUAUUGGCAUUUUGUUAAUUUUUUUGUAAUCAUUUUUAUAAAAAGAGGAAAAGUUGCUGCCGGGUUCCAUGCAAAGCACAUUGAUAAAGAGUUUAAGCUGAUAGGUCCCUCUGAGCUACAGGCAGGGUCCAUAUAAAGACUUGGCAGUGCUCAGUAUUAGCCCAUGUCCCAUAAUAGAUACAGAGAUAGAACUUGUGGGACAUAACCGGACCCUGCCGUGACUGCAUAGAGUUUGUGCUGAUACAGAUAUAUUGCAGCUCAGGUGUAACAGGGUCCAAUCUGAUUGGGUAAAGUGAAACCCAUAGACAAGAAGACCAAUGAUAAUAAUUGGGACCAGGAAGGAUGAACAUCCAGAGCCCAUAAGGGAAGAUUCCUUUCCCAAAGUCCCUUACAGUAUAUGGUUCUAUGAGAUGUAACGGCCGGCAGGGUGAGACUUAUCUAUGUGCAACGUUAACGUCUGUUAUUCAUUUCUCAUUGAAACUGUAAUCACCAGACUAAUUGUGACUUUCUAUGUGUUUUUAUGGAAUAAAAGUUAAUUUUUCCUCUAA